Messenger RNA from Cladophialophora psammophila CBS 110553, 2007 nucleotides. RefSeq lists its product as uncharacterized. Gene Ontology annotation, cellular component: nuclear telomere cap complex; chromosome, telomeric region. The record is from RefSeq and is a predicted model, not a curated record. Gene Ontology annotation, biological process: telomere capping; regulation of telomere maintenance via telomerase. Gene Ontology annotation, molecular function: telomerase inhibitor activity; G-rich strand telomeric DNA binding. The transcript has a single exon. Lineage: Eukaryota; Fungi; Ascomycota; Eurotiomycetes; Chaetothyriales; Herpotrichiellaceae. Bases 1 to 2007 code for a protein of 668 amino acids.
AUGCCUUUUGAUUUCGUCCCCGUGCCCCCGAAGUUCAUCGACCUCGCAAACGCCUGCAACAUCAAUCUAAAUUCAGAACAAUUUCACGUCAUCGGGGUUUGUGUUGACUUUCUCAAUCCGACAAGAUGCCAGGGUGGUAAACGGGACUACAAAAUCACAUUCACGUUACACGAUCCAGUAUGGCCAUAUGGUAUAGGGCUGCCCUUCGCAUUCUUUCACAGGGAACUUGAACAACUUCCGGACAUAAGAGACCAAGGUGAUGUCGUCAUCCUGCGAAAUGUGAAAAUGAAUAAGCACAAAGGCCAGCUGUCAGGGUGGUCGAACUCCACAUCCAGUUGGGUUGUGCUCCCUUUCGCCGAGUUAGAGAAGAUUCGAUCUAUCCAAGAUCUGAAGGACAAGGCCAGAUGGCAGGGACGAGGAUGCAAACCCAAUGGCCCGUGGAGCAAUUCUUUUCCAAGAGGUCAAGCAUCCCUUCUCAACGAAGCCGAGUUGAGGUAUGCCAAGUGGAUUGCUGAGCAAGAAGACCCAUGUCUGUGGACACAACAACAACCCAGAACACGGUUAGAAAUAAGCAAUACGAUGGUAGAAAACGGCGGCACCGCUCCUGCCCGCAAAGAAAAGUUCCGUACACUGGACCAACUCGACUUGCCCCGCGGCAAAGAUUAUAUAUUUGCGGAUCUUUUGGGCGAAGUGCGCAAAAUAUUCUCUCCCAACGACUUGACCACCGAGCUCUAUGUGACUGACUAUACGACCAAUGACGGGCUCCGAGACUACAAGUGGUCCAACGACGACUGUGGCCAAGACGGUGAUCCGUUCGGCUAUAUUGAAGACAAAAACUCAAGCGAAUGGCCCGGUCCAUGGGGAAAGAUGACGAUCCUGGUCACAUGCUGGGGCAGGCAGGCUUCUGUCGCGACGCGCAUUGCGAACGUGGGCAAUUUUGUAUACCUGCGUAAUGUGCAAAUCAAAAUGGACAGGAAUGGCUCGAAGUUGGAGGGCAAUUGUCGAGAUGAUCGCAAUUAUCCGGAGAAGGAUUUGAUCGAAGUGGCGAAUUCUGGCGAUGAAAAGCGGAAGGAAGUGCUGUACCGCAAACGAGCAUAUGAGCAAAAGGUAGAGGCGGAAGGCCUCAGCUUUCUCCGAGUCCCUAACCAGGUGAAGAAGAAGCGGCAGAGAGACAAACCUACCGAGCAGCAAAAUGAGGAACCGAAGUGCAAGAGGACCAAGGCAAGAAACCGAAAGAACAAGAAAGCAAAGUUCGAGGCUGAACAACGGGAAAAGAUGGCUGCAGCCACAGUUGCGCGACACGAGCACUCCCUCCUGAAAGCCAACCCCCAUAUCCGAUGCAACCAGUAUGAGGGAGUGUCAUGCAAGUCUAUUAUAGACAUCCUAGACCCAGACAUUUUGAACCGCACGACGGCAAAGGGCAAUACCUUUCGACUACCCUUCCAGAACUGCACCUACAAGUCAAAAGUUCGGGUUGUGGAUUUCUUCCCAGACAAUAUUGCCGACUUUGCUGCCCCACGAAAAGUCGACCAGUUUGAUGAUUUGUCCGACAACGAGGACCUUGACGAAAAUUUGGAUAUCGAUCUCAGUCGGAUGAACGAAGGCGAGGAAGUGCAAUGGGAAUGGCGAUUCCUCCUCCUUGUCGAGGACGCCCGCGCGCAGACAGGCACUGAUGGGCGGCCGACCCAGAUGGAACUGCUCGUGGCGGCCACGGAUGGAGACUUCCUCUUGAACAUGGACGCCUGCAACCUGUGGGACAAGGAGAACCAAGGCGAGCUGGCGACACUGAAGGAGAAGCUGUUUCACUUGUGGGGAGAUUUGCAGGAGAGGAAAGAGGAAUCAGGAACCACCGCCGAAGAAGGGUGCCAUGUCAAACCCAGCGCAAGGCCCUUUGAGUGUCUGAUCAAGGAGUACGGCACACCUGUUGUUCAUCCAAAGGGGCAAGCCAAGAAUCAUGUUGUUUACGACCGACGCUUUCGUCUCUUUGGGACAGCCCUGGCAACUUGA